GUUAAUUAUCUUGCAGAGUCUGGGCUAUAAAAGGCUGAGGCCUGCAGCCCAGCACAAGUUUCAGCUCUCCACUCUCAUCAGAAGUUUAACUAAGAUUUACGAGCCAGCAGAAAGAAUCAUUGAUUGAGAUUUAGACACGGUUGCUAUCCUCCACCUGGACUCUCGAGGACGUGCCAGGCAUUGUUGUAACUUUAAAGUGAGCCAGAAGUCAGCCAGCCGUCUGAGCGCAAACAUUCCUGUGUACGCGGGUGGCAGGGGCCGGCAUUUGUGAGGGAACUGGGCCAGUGCCCCGAGACCCCGGGGCUGGAUAGGCAGCUGCUGUGGGGCUGAGAAUUAAAGGAAGAGGAAGAGGUGAUGACUUCUUGCUGUGUUGCUAAGCCUUUCCUAUGUGAUGCUCAUCUGCCAAAGAAAGCAACCAGGAUGUCUUACAGCCAUGUCGUGUGUGAAAAGAGGGGGCCAAGAAGUAGGACGUCAUGACAUGAACACCCUAAGCCUGCCCCUAAACAUCCGCAGAGGCGGGUCGGACACCAACCUCAACUUUGAUGUACCAGAUGGCAUCCUGGACUUCCACAAGGUCAAACUCAGUGCGGACAGCCUGAAACAGAAAAUCCUCAAGGUCACAGAGCAGAUAAAAAUCGAGCAAACGUCCCGUGACGGGAACGUGGCAGAGUAUCUGAAGCUGGUCGACAGCGCGGACAAGCAGCAGGCUGGCCGCAUCAAGCAGGUGUUCGAGAAGAAGAACCAGAAGUCGGCUCACUCCAUCGCCCAGCUGCAGAAGAAGUUGGAGCAGUACCACCGGAAGCUCCGGGAGCUCGAGCAGAACGGGGCCCUCCGGGGCGCCAAGGACACUGCCAAGGAUAACCUGAAGGACAUCCCGCCCUCUCUGAAGGAUGCCCAGGCCAAGUCCCGCACCGCCCCCCACAGCCUGGAGAGCAGCAAGUCGGGCAUGCCGGGGGUGUCCCUCACCCCGCCCGUGUUCGUCUUCAGCAAGUCCAGGGAGUUCGCCAACCUGAUCCGGAAUAAGUUCGGCAGCGCUGACAACAUUGCCCACCUGAAGAACUCCUUGGAGGAGUUCCGGCCCGAGGCCAGCGCCAGGGCCUACGGGGGCAGCGCCACCAUCGUGAACAAGCCCAAAUACGGCAGCGACGACGAGUGCUCGAGCGGCACGUCGGGCUCCGGCGACAGCAAUGGGAACCAGUCGUUCGCGGCCGGGGGCUCGGGCAGCCAGGGCAAGCUCACGGCCAUCCUGGAGGAGCUCCGGGAGAUCAAGGACACGCAGGCACAGCUGGCUGAGGACAUCGAGGCCCUCAAGGUGCAGUUCAAGAGGGAGUACGGCUUCAUCUCCCAGACGCUGCAGGAGGAGAGAUACAGGUACGAGCGACUGGAGGACCAGCUCCAUGACCUCACCGACCUGCAUCAGCACGAGACGGCCAACCUGAAGCAGCAGCUAGCCAGCAUCGAGGAGAAGGUGGCCUACCAGGCCUACGAGCGCUCGCGGGACAUCCAGGAAGCCCUGGAGUCCUGCCAGACUCGCAUCUCUAAGCUGGAGCUCCACCAGCAGGAGCAGCAAGCCCUGCAGACGGACACGGUGAACGCCAAAGUCCUGCUGGGCAAGUGCAUCAACGUCGUCCUGGCCUUCAUGACGGUCAUCCUGGUGUGCGUGUCCACCAUCGCCAAGUUCAUCUCGCCCAUGAUGAAGAGCCGCUUCCACAUCCUCGGCACCUUCUUCGCUGUGACUCUCUUUGCGAUAUUUUGUAAAAACUGGGACCACAUUCUGUGUGCUAUAGAAAGGAUAAUAAUACCAAGAUGAAGCCUCCAGUUCCUGUCUUCACAUCCUCUCAAGUUUUUAUUUUAAAGAAAACUCUGUUCAUACUACCAAAUUUUAAAAUGGACAUUUGUGCCGACAGAAAAAUACAGGACCGGGGCUGUGUGUUGUAGAUAACUACAGUUCUCGUCGCCCGGUGGCACUCGCCAGCUGGGUCCCUGUGCGUGGUUACCGUGAAUCUGUUUCCAGGCUCUCCCCACCUUGCUCACUGCCUUAAUCAGCCCUGGUUUCCUGCUGCCUGCCCAGCUCAUCUUGGUCAGCCUCUGGUUGUCAAGCACUUGGGGUAGUCAGUGACCCAGAAGAAGAGAGACUUUCCAUCUCUCUCAAGUCUGUCAAUCUUGAGCUUCACCAUUGCUAGGGCUACAUUUCCCCUCGAGUCCUGUAAGCCGUGAAGAUGCGGCAGGACUUGGGGAGGGGAAGAAGCUCAGACGGUGACCCUGGAGCCUGUGGGGCCUGUGAAAGCACAGUAGGUCCCGUGUAAUCUGUCCCACUGUCCACUGCUGACCGUCGGUCCGCUGUGUGCCCCGUGUCCACCCUGGCCAACUGUGUGUGACCCUCUGUCAUGGGGGAAUCUUACAGUUCACCUGUUAGUCCAUCGCAAGUCUAACCUAGGUGUUCCAUUGCUCUUUAAAUGGUAAGACAUGAGGAUUUAUGAACGGGUCUUGCCUUCAUACACCCAGGGAGCCAUAGUCCUGAUUCCACCCUCACUGACUGUCGAACGCACCACCUUCCAGGCAUAUAGAGAGGCUCCCCAAUCCCUCUUCAAACUGUGUCUUUAAUUGAGGUCUGGAAAGCACUGUAUUUGUGUUCCAGCAAAUUUUCACUGUGAUCAGCCCCUCUCAGGAUGUGUUUCGUUUUCUGUGAUUCAUUUUAUUCAGUCUGUGAGGGCUGGCAAUGUGUCAACGUGUACUCAGUAAAUAAAAAAGGCUGCUCACGUUUCGA
This is a messenger RNA of Odocoileus virginianus texanus, 2767 nucleotides long. RefSeq names its product transmembrane and coiled-coil domain family 3 (gene TMCC3). Gene Ontology annotation, cellular component: endomembrane system. Lineage: Eukaryota; Metazoa; Chordata; Mammalia; Artiodactyla; Cervidae. The record is from RefSeq and is a predicted model, not a curated record.